GUUUUGUAUUUUUUGUCUUUGGAGGCGUGUUUUAUAGGUUUCAGCAGCCGCUGGCUCAGAACCGAGACGAUGAGGCAGAUGAAUGAUGAAUCCUCCCCCACACGUCGUCCGUCACCGUUCCGUUUUAGCAGGGGUCUCUUUUGAGGUGUCCUGUUGGUUGUUCUCUUCUUCUUUGUGUUGCUCCUUUCUUCUGCAUCGGGACGAGGCGACGGGGAGACACUCGAAGGUGGAGAACGUCUGUGAGGUGUCGUCUGGUUUCCGAGCUGUACGCUUUUCCUGUAUGUUAGGCGAGUUCGGGCUUGUUUCGCUCGUUGGCUGGUUUCUGUGUGUGCCGCCUACCUCGCAGAGUGCUCGUGUCUAUGCUAUGAACGAGGUGUGCAUUUGGAUGGUGUGGAUUGGGGCGUGUGGCUAUAUGCGAUCAUAGGUUCGAGUUUGAGUUUGAGUUUGCCUCCGAUAUCUUGGGACAUCAUCAUGUGCCAUUCUCUGCGGAUGAUCUCGCUUGUGUUCAGAAACCACGUUCACUGUCUGAGUCUGAGUUUACGUCGAAGUCUUGGAUCGAUUUGGUUUGGUCUCGGUGGGUACAAACGUGAGUCCUUUAUGGAGUACUGCUAGUUCGGCGUGUGACAGUGUGGCAUGGCUUCUGUUUACGACGUAUCUACCGACUGUGGCGGCGUCAUCGACCGGGUUUUGGCUAUGUAUGUUAUCAUCAUCAACGCCAUUGGCAACGGCGAUAGUGCGAGGCUCUAGUGUGCGAUUGAUAACAUGAUGUAAACAUGAUAUAAACAUGAUAUACAUCGUUCUCUUCAAGGUUACGUAAACGAUAUAACUGGCUGAGUCGUUGUUU
Corticium candelabrum is the source of this 844-nucleotide messenger RNA. RefSeq lists its product as uncharacterized. The transcript is spliced from 6 exons. The coding region runs from base 83 to 424 and encodes 113 amino acids. Lineage: Eukaryota; Metazoa; Porifera; Homoscleromorpha; Homosclerophorida; Plakinidae. The record is from RefSeq and is a predicted model, not a curated record.